This is a messenger RNA of Hyaloscypha bicolor E, 1327 nucleotides long. RefSeq lists its product as uncharacterized. The record is from RefSeq and is a predicted model, not a curated record. NCBI's taxonomy places the organism in Eukaryota, Fungi, Ascomycota, Leotiomycetes, Helotiales, Hyaloscyphaceae. Bases 16 to 1056 code for a protein of 346 amino acids. The transcript is spliced from 2 exons.
AAUCUGACAGAGUCGAUGUUGGUCCCCACACCGGGACAGCACACGCUGGCAUUCCCUCCACGGCGCCUUUCUCCUACUCAACAGCCUCCGCAGCAGAGGCAGUUCAAAAAGAUCGUGCAGAGGCAGCAGGAUAAAUCACGGAGGCCAUCGCCGACGUCAAUGCCAAGCGGGCAGAAUGAGGAGAUGAAAACUCGAUCUCCCCCGAGGGAGCCAGAAGCUUGCCAGCCUUUGCGUCGGCCUUCAAAUAUGUCGGAGCCAGAACGGCGGAUGUCUGCACAGAGUUACAAUUCGCAGGGCCACACUUCACAUGGCCACACUUCCAGAUCGAUGCCGAUAUCAGGACUCUUGAGUGAUGUUCCAACCCCAACAAUUGAGCCUCCGAAGCCGAACUUCACAAUUCGAAUGCGUCAACAACCACUCGCAGCUCGAGCCUGCGGCUUUGGAGAGCGGGACCGCCGAGUCAUUGAUCCACCACCAAUUCUACAAAUGGACGUGGACGCUCCGAAUGCCACACCCGAGGAGCUGAAGGCCUUGCUCCGACAACCAUACGCCGUUGUCCAUUGCACACUUUGGGAUCCUCUCAACGACAGGGAUGACACAGCAAUGCCUGGAACAACAGACAAAAGACAGCAGCGGCGGUUGAUGGGCACCUUGGUUGCUUCCCCUUUUGUGGGCAAUGAUGAGCAUGACGUUGAGGGAUGUUUCUUUUGCUUUCCGGAUUUGAGCGUCAGGACACCGGGCGUUUACAGCUUGAAGUUCAGUCUGGUGUGUCUAGAUCCUUCCAAAAUGGGGCCGGGGUUUUCAAUGCCGGUACGGAGCACAGCAAAGAGCGCCACUUUCCAUGUAUACAACGCCAAGGACUUUGGUGGAAUGAGGGCAUCCACCGAGUUGACAAAGAGGUUGAAAUAUCAAGGCUGCUUGAUUUCUGUGAAGAAAGGGAAUGCCAAGAGCAAUGGGAAGAAUGGGAGGGACGAUGACGAUGACGAGGAUGAUGAUGACGACGACGAGCUCGAGGAGGGCCGGAAAAGAAAGGCGGCGAAGAGACCGAAGCGGUGAAAAUAUCUUCUCUUGAGAUGCACAAUUUUACACGUCACGAAGAGACGAUUGGAGCGGUAUUUUGGCGGUGCAUUUGGUCUGCUUGAAAGGAUUUGGACAUUGGGCAUACAUGGGUCAGUUUGGGAAGGCUAUGGAGGGAGUUCUGGCUAGGAGUGAUGAGUGGAUUUACUGCAUGCAUGAUACCCAGGCACAACAUGGUUCGCCUGUAUAGAGAUUGUCAUACAAGUGACGCGCGGGUCUUAAUGCACAGAACAGAAUUUAUUAUAUUGAC